Dunckerocampus dactyliophorus (ringed pipefish) is the source of this 486-nucleotide messenger RNA. RefSeq names its product ladderlectin-like. The coding region runs from base 1 to 486 and encodes 161 amino acids. The record is from RefSeq and is a predicted model, not a curated record. NCBI's taxonomy places the organism in Eukaryota, Metazoa, Chordata, Actinopteri, Syngnathiformes, Syngnathidae. The transcript is spliced from 6 exons.
AUGGCAUCUGCUCUUCACGUGUUCUUCCUCCUUUGUGGGAUCAGUGGACUGUUGACUGGAGCUUGGUCUUGGCCUCAAAGGGAUAACCGAGAUGGUUACUGUCCUAAAGGCUGGACUCAGUUGGAUGAUCUCUGUUACAUCCUCCAAGAGGAACCCAGGAGUUUUGCAGAUGCAGAGAGACUCUGCAACAUUCUUGGGGGCAAUCUGGCCUCAAUCACCAGCGCCCUGAACAAUGCAGUCGUUUAUCAACUGCUUGUAGCAAGAGAUGAACUGAAGGCCUGGAUUGGACUCAGUGAUGCAGUACAGGAGAAUACCUUUUUUUGGAACGAUGGCAAACUCUUUGGUUUUGACAACUUUGGCCCUGAUGAACCUAAGGGAGUUGGUGACUGCGUGCUGAUUUAUAUCAGUGGUCAAUGGUAUGACUGCGACUGCGCCGAUGAGUACCCCUAUGUUUGCAUCAGAGAAGCGUCCCUUGCCGACCACUAA